This is a messenger RNA of Oncorhynchus gorbuscha (pink salmon), 8513 nucleotides long. RefSeq names its product nucleosome-remodeling factor subunit BPTF-like. The transcript is spliced from 25 exons. Lineage: Eukaryota; Metazoa; Chordata; Actinopteri; Salmoniformes; Salmonidae. Gene Ontology annotation, cellular component: NURF complex. The record is from RefSeq and is a predicted model, not a curated record. Bases 239 to 8365 code for a protein of 2708 amino acids. Gene Ontology annotation, biological process: regulation of transcription by RNA polymerase II. Gene Ontology annotation, molecular function: RNA polymerase II cis-regulatory region sequence-specific DNA binding.
GCCUUCCGUCUGUUUUCAGUAGUCGGAGAGGAAGAAAAAUGGCGGCUGCGACCGAUCAGAAGCGGGACGCCAGCCAUUGGUUUUGAGCUUUCUCACGUAAACCGAGACCGGGGCUUUACGGGACUACUUCUUUGGAAUCUACGCAAAUCAAGCUUUCUGACGGUACCCGUUUUUCUGGGUUCUGUGAAGGCUAAAUAAACGCAGAAAUUGACAUUGAAAAUAAUAGCUUUUAUAUAUAAUGAGGGGGAAAAGAGGCAGGCCGCCCAAAACCCUGCGGAUGCAGGAGCCUUCAUCCGAGCCGGAGCGUGGCUUGAGACCCAGGAGGGAGUUAAGGGCAAAGGGGAGAGGUAGUGCCGAGGUUGAUUUUGAUAGUCCCAAGAGGGGAAAUAACUCUUCAUCGAGGGGCAGAAGGAAAGUGGGAUCAUCUCGCGGUAGGGGAAGAGGCAGAGGUGGUGGUGGCAGAGGUACUAGGGGCAGACGGUCAAUCGCUAGAUCUGUGGUUUAUGAUGAUCAUGAAAGUGAUGAAGACGAUGAUGCUGUGAGUUUGAGAUCUGAGGAGGACGAGUUGAUAGAGGAAGAGACGAUAACAGACGAGGAAGAAGAGGCCCUCAACGAGGAGUCAGACCCGCUUGAGGAAAUACUCGAGGAGGAUGAUGCCAGCUACUGUACUGAAAGCAGCUUUCGGAGUCAGAGCACUCAUGGCAGCACUCCGGGGCGGAAGAGGACGCGGGUGCACUGCCCUCGCUCGCCCAUCUUUGAGGAAAAGGAGAUCCCUCCCCUGGAGCUGCCCAGAACCUCUGAGGACCUCCUGGUGCCCAGCGAGGAACUGCUCAACGUGUCCUCCAUCUACGAGGUCCUGCGCAACUUCAGCACGGUGCUGCGACUCUCUCCCUUCCGCUUUGAGGACUUCUGUGCUGCGCUGGUAGGCCAGGAGCAGUGCACGCUGAUGGCAGAGACCCACACAGCCCUGCUGAAGGCCAUCCUGCGUGAGGAGGACACCUCCAACACCACGUUCGGUCCUGCUGACCUCAAGGACAGUGUCAACUCCACCCUCUACUUCAUUGAUGGUAUGACGUGGCCCGAGGUGGUCCGUGCCUACUGCGAGAGCGACCAGGAGUACCACCAUGUCCUGCCCUACCAGGAGGUGGAGGACUACCCCUAUGGCCCUCUGGACAGUAAGAUCAAGGUGCUGCAGUUCUUGGUGGAUCAGUUCCUCACCACCAACAUCGCCCGUGAGGAGUUAAUGUCAGAGGGGGUGGUGCAGUAUGAUGACCACUGCAGGGUGUGCCACAGAUUGGGGGACCUGCUGUGCUGUGAGACCUGCUCUGCCGUCUACCACCUGGAGUGUGUGAAGCCUCCUCUGGUAGAGGUGCCGGAGGACGAAUGGCAGUGUGAGAUCUGCGUGGCACACAAGGUGCCCGGGGUCACAGACUGUGUGACAGAGAUGCAGAAGAGCAAACCCUACAUCCGCCAGGAGCCCAUCGGCUAUGACCGCCACCGGAGGCAAUACUGGUUCCUAAACCGUAGAAUAAUUGUUGAGGAAGACGGGGAGCAUGAUAAGAAGAAGAUCUGGUACUACAGCACAAAGGUCCAGCUGGGAGAGCUGAUAGAGUGUCUAGACAAGGAGUACUGGGAAAACGACCUGUGUGCCGUCCUCGAGGAGAUGAGAGAGGAGGUGCACACUCACAUGGACAUCACUGAGGACCUCACCAACAAGGCCGCGGGCAACAAUAAGGCCUUCCUCACGGCAGCCAACGAUGAGAUCCUGGAGCGUGUGCAGGGCAGGCAGGAACGGCGAGCAGCUGAGCAGGCAGAGAACGCCACUACAGACACCACCAAGAUAGAGGAAGAGACCCCCACACAAUGCUCUCAACUACCAGACCACAGAGAGCUCAAAGACCCCGAGUAUAAAGAGGAGGCAAGCUCACAAGCAGCUGCAGCUCCCCCUGCUGGAGAAGAGAACACCACCGUCCACCCCCCUAAGCCUGGCUCGUCCACCCAGGACGGCACUCUCCCUAAACAUGAACCCCCUAAGCCUGCUGAGGUGUCCUGCUCUGCCGCCUCUGAAAGUGGGGAGGCCUCCAUGGAGCCUGAGCAGGAGAGGCCAGAGGAUAAGCCUGUAGACUCCGAGUCCCAUGGAGAGGAGGACCCCUCUGCCCAGUGCCAGCCUACUCCCCCACCACCACACCCUGGAGACGAGAACAGCAACAGCAGCCACGUCUCAGCGCCUGGGGUCCUCAGGAGGCCUGAAGAGCCAAACCUCGCUGACAGGUCCUCUCAGUCCUCCAUCACCAGCCAGGACGACACGGGUGAAGGCAAGGAGAGUGGGAAUGGUGAGGGGUCAGCGUCUGGACAGACUAACAAUCGCAUAGUGACUCGUCUGCGUAACCCGGACAGCAAGCUGAGCCAGCAGAAGACCCAGGGAGAUGCCAGCCCUACACCCAGGGACAGCAAGGAGACAUCUCCUGCCAGCUCUGAGAGUGAAGUGGCUCGUCUGGGUACUGUGAGGAAAGAAUUGACGGUGAAGGGCAACCUGAACAACUUCUUCAAGCUGGGCCAGGAGGGCAAGUUCCGAGUCUACCACAACCAGUUCAGCACCAACACACUGGGCCUCAACAAGCACCAGCAUCGUGAGGACCACGACAAGCGCCGCCACCUCUCCCAUAAGUUCAGCCUAACCCCCGCCGGGGAUUUCAAGUGGAACGGCUCCAUCCACGGCUCCAAGGUGCUGACCAUCUCCACCCUGCGGCUCACCAUCAUCCAGCUGGAGACCAAUGUCCCCGCCCCCUUCCUGCACCCAAACUGGGCCUCGCACAGGACGAACUGGAUUAAAGCGGUGCAGAUGUGCAGUAAGGCUCGGGAGUUUGCCUUGGCGCUGGCCAUCAUGGAGUGUGCCAUCAAACCAGUGGUCAUGCUGCCUGUCUGGAAAGAUGCGCUUGGACACACCAGGCUCCAUCGCAUGACCUCCAUGGAGCGGGAGGAGAAAGAAAAGGGGAAAAAGAGAGAGAAAAAACUGGAGGAUGAAGAGACUAUGCAGCAGGCCACCUGGGUGAAGUACACCAUCCCCAUCAAACACCAGGUGUGGAAGCAGAAGGGGGAGGAGUACAGAGUAACUGGGUACGGGGGCUGGAGCUGGGUCAGUAAGACUCACGUCCAUCGCUUCGUUCCCAGGCUACCAGGGAACACCAACGUCAACUACCGCAAAGCACUCGAAGCAGCUAAAACUGGCAAAGAAAAUGCAACAUCCUGCCCGAACAAACGAGAAUGUUUGCCCAAAGCACCUACGAGCUCGGAAACCCAGGCAAAAGAAGAGUCUACUCCAAUUACUGAAGAAAAAGACCAGGAGGAAACCUCCACCAUGGAGUCAUCUGGAAGCACUUCACCAGGAGAGGGGCAGACUCUGAAAGGGAAGGAAGAAAAUAAUAUCACAGAGAAGGUGGAGGAGAAGAAAGAUGAUCAGGUGGUGGAGAAGACUGAGGACAAGAUGGAUGUUGACCCCAGUCCACCAGACACCUGUCUCAGUGAGGAAAAAGGUAUAGUGGACAGCAAAUGCCCCUCAUCACUGACUGACCCUGCUGUGAAGGAGGAGCCCGGGGAGGAAGAAGAAACUAAGCAGGAGGACUCUGAGGCCAAGCCACCUGUCCGCCCCUUCAACUGGGAUGUGGUGAACGUCAGCGAGGGCUUCCAGCUCCGUACGGCCUACAAGAAGAAGGUGAAGACGUCCAAGCUCGACGGGCUGCUGGAGCGCAGAGUGAAACAGUUCACCCUGGAGGAGAAGCAGAGGCUAGAGCGCCUCAAACAGCAGUCAGCCCUGGCCAAACACACAGUCUCCAAGGAGAAAGUUAACACAGGGACUCCCACCACCAUCAAGGCUUCUACAGCAGACAAGUUAGCAGUGACACCAUGCACAAGUCUGAAAGCUGAGGGACAAGCAGCCUCAGUAGUUAAAGACACAAUUGUUAAAAGGCUUGACUUUGACCAGGAGCAGCCAGUGAAAUCCCAACCCUCAGGAGAGACAGAUAAUCUGGAUGUCAGAUUAGGCUCCACCUGUAAACCCCAGGCAGCAGGAGCGACAGGCCCCAACCUCAACACCACAGGGUUGGCCAACCAUGAGAGCAGCGUUCAGGGCAAUGGUGGGGAUGCGUUAUCUCAAACAGAGCUGAAUGGAGGCUCCCAGAAAAGCAUAGACGUCAACAACAAAGUCAAUUUGACAUCUGUAGAACCGGCUUUAGGUGCGGCCAAACCUCCCAGAGCAGAAGUGACGAUAGCAGGAGAAAACGGUAGGAAGCAUGGUUAUGAGGAGACAGAGCAAGGUAAUGGACAGGGGGAGAUAGAAAGCAUGGACGUAGACCAAAGCAAAACACAUUUAGUGCAGGUGAACGGGAAAGACGCUGUUGACACCAAGACUCCUGUAGACUCAAAGAUGCACUCAGACCUGGCCAACAAAGUGGACACCAAGGUCAUGCUCCAGAUGUUAGAGGGUGAAAUCAAAACACUGCCAGUGAAGGAACCUGUAAAAUCCAUUAUGAAUGGUACUCUCUCUCAGGACGGGUUAAAGGUCAACAACACUGUGUUAGCCACCAGCCUAGCCUUGGAGGACGUAGAGAGAAAGGUUGUGGUGUCCGAGCCUGACUACUCUGUCACGUCGUCAAUGUUAGGGCCGCCAACUGGUGUUCCCACGGUAAGCAACAGCACCAAGUCUGAGCCAAUGGAGAUUGGGCAAACAGCAUCCAAUAAGAUCACUCCAUUUCCUAUCCCCACUGCAGAGGAGUCCAGCUUGAGUAACAACACCACAGAGAACAGCAGUAGCAGUACUGAGGUGCUGAAGACUAUCACCCAAGUUACCACAACCACGACUACCACCAUGUCAACAGAGUCUCGCACGGUGCAGAUAGCCAAGGUCUCCAGCAGCACUAAGCCUGCAGUGACGCCUGCUGCAGAGAGCAGUGCUGUAUCCACCCUCACCACCAUGACCAAGACCACCGUCACCAGGGUGUGCUCCCCGACCCUCGGGGCAGCCGUCUCCGAGGAGACCAAGACUGUUGUCACUGCAACGUUGACAGAUGCCAAAUCCGGCCCCUCAGGCUCUUCAGUCACCUCCAUGACGGUCAGUAAGGAGUACUCCACCAGAGACUGUGUACGGCUGCUAAAGUUCUCCCGCUCCAAGAAGACCCGCUCUGGCACGGCCCUCCCCUCUUACCGCAAGUUUGUCACCAAGAGUAGCAAGAAGAGCAUCUUUGUGCUGCCUAAUGAUGACCUGAAGAAGCUGGCGAGGAGAGGGGGCAUCAGAGAGGUACCCAUCUUCAACUACAAUGCCAAGCCAGCCCUGGACAUCUGGCCCUAUCCCUCUCCCAGACCCACCUUUGGAAUCACGUGGAGAUACCGUCUCCAGACUGUGAAGUCUCUGGCGGGGGUCAGUCUGAUGUUGCGGCUGCUCUGGGCCUGCCUGAGGUGGGAUGACAUGGCUGUCAAGCCCUCCCCUGUUGUAGGAACCACCCGCACAGAAUCCUCGGAGACGGCGAUCACCACAACAGAGAUCAUCAAGCGGCGAGAUGUGGGGCCGCACGGCAUCCGGUCUGAAUACUGCAUCAGGAAGAUCAUCUGCCCAAUUGGCGUUACCGAAGCUCCCAAAGAAACUCCCACUCCCCAGAGGAAAGGCCUGCGCUCCAGCGCUCUGAGGCCAAAGAAGCCUGAACCGGCCAAGCAGACUGGACCCAUCAUCUUAGAGACGUGGGUGGCCGAGGAGGAGCUGGAGAUCUGGGAGAUCAGAGCCUUUUCAGAAAGGGUAGAGAGGGAGAAGGCCCAGGCUGCAGACCAGGCUAAGGUUAGUAGAACGCUGAAGACAGCAGAGGAGGCCAAGGCCCAAUUGGAGGCUCAGCUAAGGCACCAGAGAUUGGCUGCUCAGCAGAAACGGUUGGAGCAACAGAAGCCUGGUGCCACCACCUCCACCCCCACCAUCACCCCUACAACCUCAGCCUCUGGCACUCCGGCAUCCCUGACCAGCCAGGUCACCCCGGGGACUAAACUGGUCCUGGCCACCAAGCUGGGGACACCUGUCACAUUCCAGCAGAACAAGAACUUCCAUCAGUCAUUUACUUCCUGGGUCAAGCAGGGCCAGGGUAGUCCAGCCUCCAUUUGCUCACGGGCCACCGUGGCCAACAGCAUGGUCACCACCUCUGGACAAACGUUCCAGAUCUCUGCCAGCCCGGUGACCAUGGCUGGCCAGGUCAUCACCGCCAAGCUACCCAUUCCGGCCAACAGCAAGAUUGUUACGGUCAACAUGCCAACCACACAAGGAGGUAUGGUGCAAGUCCAGCAGAAUGUCCUGGGCAUUAUUCCAUCCAGUACCCCAGGCAACCAGCGGACCUACUCCUCAUUCCAGAACCGCAACGCCACCAUCAACAUCAGACCCAACACCUCCACCUCAACCACCACUCAGCCGGUCAUUUCCACCGAAGCCCAGAUCCGUCCGGGCAUGACGGUGAUCCGAUCGCCCCUGCAGCAGGGCACCACCAUGGGCAAAACCAUCAUCAGAACCCCCUUGAUGAUGCAACAAGGUAUUCUACCAGCCAGCCAGCAGCAGGUGGUGACUCAGAUCAUCCGGGGCCAACCUGUCUCCACAGCCGUUUCCAGUGCCAGCCCUGUGCAGACCAGUGCAGGCCAGAGGAUGCUGGGUGCCGCCCCGUCCCCCCGUCCUGUCACCCCUGCCACCGGGCAGUCCCCAUCACCAACCACCCCCCAAGGCAGCCGACCACAGCAGGGCCAGGUCAAACUCACCCUGGCCCAGCUCACCCAGCUAACGCAGGGGGCACAGGGAGGGAACCAGGGUCUCACAGUAGUAAUCCAGGGACAGGGACAGACCACAGGCCAGCUGCAGGUCAUCCCCCAGGGGGUGACAGUCAUCCCAGGCCCUGGGCAGCAGCUCAUGCAGGCUGCCAUGCCCAAUGGCCAGGUGCAGCGCUUCCUCUUCACCCCAGGGGCAACAGCCCCUGUCCCCAACCCCGCCACCACGGCCAGUGCUGCUGUCACCCCCGUCACAGCCACCACAACAACACCCUCAGGGCCAGCACUGUCUCAGCCUCCAGUUCAGACUCCCGCCACCUCUCAAGCACCGGCACCACCAGUCCAGCCCCCUCAGCAGGCUAUCGCUCGUGUCCAGCCCCCUCAACAGGCUAUCGCUCGUGUCCAGCCCCCUCAACAGGCUAUCGCUCGUGUCCAGCCCCCUCAACAGACUAUCGCUCGUGUCCAGCCCCCUCAACAGGCUAUCGCUCGUGUCCAGCCCCCUCAACAGGCUAUCGCUCGUGUCCAGCCCCCUCAACAGGCUAUCGCUCGUGUCCAGCCCCCUCAACAGGCUAUCGCUCGUGUCCAGCCCCUCAACAGGCUAUCGCUCGUGUCCAGCUCCCUCAACAGGCUAUCGCUCGUGUCCAGCUCCCUCAACAGGCUAUCGCUCGUGUCGAGCCCCCUCAACAGGCUAUCGCUCGUGUCGAGCCCCCUCAACAGGCUAUCGCUCGUGUCGAGCCCCCUCAACAGACUAUCGCUCCAGUCCAGCCCCUCAACAGGCUAUCGCUCCAGUCCAGCCCCUCAACAGGCUAUCACUCCAGUCCAGCCCCCUGCCCUCGUUCCUGCCCCCUCCAGUGUCCACAUAUCAGACUCAACCCCCUCAGGCUCAAGUCCACAUCCCCCUCCAGUCCCCCACUGCCUUACCCAUCCAGCAGAUAGCCCAGAUCCCAACCUCUCCACAACCGGUCCAUAUGAAGACUCUCUCGGUCUCCCCCUCCGUCACCCAGGCCACAGUGAGGCCCAUCCAGGCCCAUGCUCAACUCCAGCCCCAGGUUACGGCUCAGAUCAGGCCCCAGCAGCAGCUGCAGCUCCACCACCAACCCCAGCUGAUCACAGUGCCGGGGCUGCAGCAGCAGGUCCAGGUGCUGGGCACCAUCCAGACCCACGUGUCGGCCCAGCUCCAGGCCCAGCAGGGUGGGGCGGUGCCCCAGCAGAUCAAGCUGCAGCUGCCUAUUCAGAUCCAGCAGGCAGGAGGCCAGGUGCAGGCCCACCAGAUUCAGAACGUGGUGACCAUCCAGACAGCCAGCAUGCAGGACCACCUGCAGAGGAUCCAGCAGCUCAGAGAGCAGCAGCAGAAGAAGAAGCAGCAGGAGGCCAAAAGGGAGCAGAGCCUGCAGGCCUCCAGCCCCAGCGACACCAUCCAGAAACAGGUGGUGAUGAAGCAGAAUGCUGUGAUAGAAAAUCUGAAACAGAGGAAGACCAUGACUCCAGCAGAGCGGGAGGAGAACCAGAGAAUAAUCGUCUGCAACCAGGUGAUGAAGUUCAUCCUGGACAAGAUCGACAAGGACGAGAAGCAGGCGGCUAAGAAGAGGAAGAAGGAGGAGUCUGUGGAGCAGAAACGCAGCAAGCAGAAUGCCACCAAGCUCUCGGCUCUGCUCUUCAAGCACAAAGAGCAGCUCAAGGCUGAGAUCCUGAAGAAGAGGGCUCUACUGGACAAGGAGCUGCAGCUAGAG